Choloepus didactylus (southern two-toed sloth) is the source of this 1892-nucleotide messenger RNA. RefSeq names its product ubiquitin-conjugating enzyme E2 W. Lineage: Eukaryota; Metazoa; Chordata; Mammalia; Pilosa; Megalonychidae. The record is from RefSeq and is a predicted model, not a curated record. The coding region runs from base 25 to 480 and encodes 151 amino acids. The transcript has a single exon.
CUUGGGUGGGGGGGUGGUUCCAUCAUGGCGUCAAUGCAGAAACGACUACAGAAAGAACUGUUGGCUUUACAAAAUGACCCACCUCCUGGGAUGACUUUAAAUGAAAAGAGUGUUCAAAAUUCAAUUACACAGUGGAUCGUAGAUAUGGAAGGUGCACCAGGUACCUUAUAUGAAGGAGAAAAAUUUCAGCUUCUAUUUAAGUUUAGUAGUCGAUAUCCUUUUGACUCUCCUCAGGUCAUGUUUACUGGUGAAAAUAUUCCUGUUCAUCCUCAUGUUUAUAGCAAUGGUCAUAUCUGUUUAUCCAUUCUAACAGAAGACUGGUCCCCAGCGCUCUCAGUCCAAUCAGUUUGUCUUAGCAUUAUUAGCAUGCUUUCCAGCUGCAAAGAAAAGAGGCGACCACCAGAUAAUUCUUUUUAUGUUCGAACAUGUAACAAGAAUCCAAAGAAAACAAAAUGGUGGUAUCAUGAUGAUACUUGUUGAUGCCACUAUUAUCAUCCUCCUAGCAGAAGAUAGUCCUACUGAGAAAAUGAGCACUUUGAUCAUUCAGUCUUUGAACUUUAACCUUUGACUGGAAGUGACCUAUAGGCAAUGAAGACUACUUCCUUUUACUGCAUUUUUACUCGUGUGCAUUCUGGGCGCAUGUUGAUCGCUGGUUCAGUCCAGGCAACUGACAUGCUUUUAUUAGUCAUACAGUAUUAAUGCAGGUGUCAGGAAAUGUCAAAUAUAAUUCCAUUUUUUUAUUUUUAUUUUUUUAAGCUUUUGGAAAAGUUCCAGGUCCUCACGUAUUGUGCAAUAACAAUGACUUCCUUGGCGGUUUUGGAACGUUCAUUGCCGGCAAUGGACGUAAUAGGAAAAGUUUUCAUUAACUCCUGCCACCAAAUGAUUAAUGCAUGAUAGGGCCUAUGAAAUGAACUUAUCGGGUAUAAUGGGAUUAUUAAUAAAGUGAGGGAUCCAACAUUACUUUGAAAGUCACCCUAGCUGUUUAUAUUUGGAUUCUAUGCACUGUGAUCCUAAGGUUAACAGCAUGACUUAACAUGCGUCUUUAAAGGACUGUAAUGAAAGAUCAUUGCGUAUUUAUUGAACUGUUUAUAUCUGCUGUCAGAUUGUUUUGACAUGGAAGGUUUUCAAGUAACAUUGGCAGAGAGGUACAAUAUGUUAUCCCUAUGGUGAAAAUAAACUCAUUUGUUGUAUAUAGUUCCUCAAUCUCUGAAGUAAAGGUAUGAGUAAUAUAGGGUAUGAACGGUUUAAUCAAGGCUUUUUGGGGGGAGUAAGAAAAAUGGCAAUGAUGACUGAAUUGCUGCAGUCCGUAAUUUGGGCUUGUUAUUUAUACAUUGAAGAUUUUUCCAAGUAGAUUACACGCUGUUACUUCCUGCUAGCCAUCAGCAUGAGCCCUGCUGCCUAAACACUAUUUCACUUAUUUAUGUUUGAAAAAUCCAUAAACAUUUUUGUUUGCAAUCUUGUUUUCUUUUAUUGUUCCAAGUCAAGUUUGAAUGUUACAAUACUUUUAAGUGAAAAACUUUUGUCAAGUUUUUUUCUUGUAAAUUUUCUUUACUUGUAUCAUCUUGUCCUUCAAUCCUGUACCUUAAAAUAAGAAAUACAUUUUUGACAGAGGCUUAAUGUUUUAACAAAAGAGUGUGGACAUUUUUAUUUUAAAAUUUAGGCAGAAGUACACUAUAAAUUUGUAUGUUUGCUUAUUUGUCUCACACAACCAUAUAGUUUUUCUGGGUGGGAUUUGUUUUGCUUAGUUUUCUUGUUUAAAAGACUUUGCUUGUAGCUAGAUAAAAUUUUUCUAUAGAAAAAAUAAUUGUUGGAAGGUCCAAUUCUCAGUACCAUGUAAAUGUUAACUGCAGCUAGGUUCUCUUUUUAAAAAGCAAUUAAUGUAUUUUAUAAAU